AAUGUUAUAUAAUUACUCUAUGAAAAUAACAACGUUAAAAUGGCUGCGCCCUGUAACAACAUACAAUGUGCCGAUUUUCUAGAGUUCCAGGAUGCUAUAAACAAAAUGAGGACUUUGGAUGACAAAAUCAUUUAUGCGCUGAACACGUCCAUCCCAACAGAAUCUUUCAAAGCAAAGUUGGACCCUUCAGCAACAUGUAAGGAUUUGUAUGACCAGCUCAAAGUCAAUUAUGAUGCGAGAGAGGCCGCUAUUAAAAAUUGCAUUCUAUUAUCCACAGAGCAAUUAAAGGAGUUGAAAGCUUUAAAAGAACAGGCCACAGACAAUCCCAGUGUCAUAAAGGCCUUCAAGAAAGAACAAACUAAGCUGCGGCUGCUCCGGUCGGAGCUUGGCGUGGAGGAGGUGGUGCGGGAGCGGUCCCUCAAGGUGUACCGCGAGCGGUGCCGCUCCUUCUACAAGCCGCCCGGCGCGCAGCUGUGACGCCGCCCGCCCGCGGGGCGCAGAUGUAGGGGGGUAGCCUUCCCCCGGCGCGUCGCCGGGGGACAGAUCUGGAACGAACCGACUUCUUUGCUCACGCUUCUCCCCGCCGCCUCCACGGGGGGGAGGCUCGGGAGAAGCCCGCCAUCGCCACCAGAACCAUGAUCGCCAGUUUCUGGUACGCCGAUAAUAAACAGUUUUUACUUCACAUA
This is a messenger RNA of Bacillus rossius redtenbacheri, 686 nucleotides long. It is a transcript of the gene Ccdc58, whose product is annotated as protein MIX23. Gene Ontology annotation, cellular component: mitochondrial intermembrane space; mitochondrion. NCBI's taxonomy places the organism in Eukaryota, Metazoa, Arthropoda, Insecta, Phasmatodea, Bacillidae. The record is from RefSeq and is a predicted model, not a curated record. The transcript has 4 exons. Bases 40 to 477 code for a protein of 145 amino acids.